AUGAUCGGCUACAAAAUAACGUGUAUUCUGAAUCAACAAACACGCGGAGAAGUUCAAACAAACCUACGGCUAGAAUUUGACAGUGAUCCUGAUAACCGCAUGGUUUAUAUGAUUGUCGCUGAAGUAGCUGCAACAUCUACACAUAGUCGGCAUAUGAUUGUACAAGUUAUAUACAAGGACGAAAUGGUAUUUGAUCAAAAUAAAUUACAAAAAGCCUUCGAUUUUGGAGGAAAAAUUACACGUAAGAAAAUUCAUUUUAACUGGAAGUUUAAUCAGGCUCUCAGAAUCAACAGAAAAGUAAUUGAAUAUGGCUCCUUAAACGGCAUACCACGUCAUGUUGAAGCGCUUUGGAAACAGGUCCAACCAUUAGCUGGUUCAACCACUAGCGAAACUAAUGACGAUCAGGGUCAAUUAGUUGAAUUAUUACGACGGCUUAAAUCUAAAAUGAUGUCAACAGAUGGAACGAUUGUACAUUUAAAUCAUGAUAUUAAAUUGUUGAAUGAACGGUUAGGAUUAGGUUGUCGAAUCCAUAGGUUAGGUUAUAGGUUGCCAAAUAUUGGCAACCUGCAGGGCUCUGGUUCGAGUAUCGUUCGUGAUUUGGAACCAGGUAAACUAUUUGUGGGCGAUAAACACUUUGAUAUAAAAAUUCGUACAAAACAUGGCGCUUCAAUUAAACAAUUAACACAUAUGGCUAAUAAUAAUUGGAUUGAUCAACAUUUUAAUCGUUCAUCACACGCUAUAAUUUCCAUCGGUUCAAUUGACAUGAAACACAUUAAUUCUGAUAAAGCCAUAGAGCUUCUUAAUCAACUUAUUCAAACACUGAAACGUAAACAUCAACAUAUAAAGCCUACA
This is a messenger RNA of Didymodactylos carnosus, 852 nucleotides long. NCBI's taxonomy places the organism in Eukaryota, Metazoa, Rotifera, Eurotatoria, Philodinida, Philodinidae. The record is from the annotation of a GenBank genome assembly.